AUGGCCUGCCCCGGCCUGCAAUCCCCUCUCCGCCAACUCGUCCGCAAUGCAGGCCGCUCACGAGAGGUCCCAUCAUUCCUCGUCCCGGCUCUUUCUUACAGCUGGACUUCCCGACACAACUCGACGCUUGCCCACGUCCCUCAAUCACGAAUAGGCCGGACGCCAAUCAACGUACCACCCGAGGUGUCGUUACGGUUUUAUGAACUGCCAAAAUUGAAUGCACGGAGUAGGAACCCAGACACACCGACCACUGCGGUGGAGGUCAAGGGCCCGUUGGGAUCAAUGACCGUUCUGCUACCACCGUACUUGAAAGCCGAGCACGACGAAUUCGCGAACAAACUCAAUAUCAGCGUCAGCGAUGCGGCGGAAAAACAUCAGCGAUCAAUGUGGGGCACAAUGCGCGCUCUUGUACAGAACUCGGUGUCGGGAGUCUCGGAAGGCCACCUGUGCAUAUUGCGCCUGGUGGGCGUGGGGUACCGUGCGACAGUGGAAGACUCGGCCCUCACAAAGAAAGCCGCCUAUCCGGGUCAGAAGUUUGUCAACUUGAAGCUGGGAUACGCGCAUCCCGUGGAGAUGCCGGUGCCCAAAGGUGUCAAGGCCAGCGUGCCGCAGCCGACGCGGAUCCUGCUUGAAGGAUGUGAUAAGCAGGCCAUCAUGCAGUUCGCAGCCGAGAUCCGCAGAUGGCGGAAGCCGGAGCCGUACAAAGGCAAAGGUAUCUUUGUCAAUGACGAGACGAUACGGCUGAAGGCGAAGAAGAUCAAGUAG
This is a messenger RNA of Capronia epimyces CBS 606.96, 765 nucleotides long. RefSeq lists its product as uncharacterized. Lineage: Eukaryota; Fungi; Ascomycota; Eurotiomycetes; Chaetothyriales; Herpotrichiellaceae. The coding region runs from base 1 to 765 and encodes 254 amino acids. The record is from RefSeq and is a predicted model, not a curated record. The transcript is spliced from 3 exons. Gene Ontology annotation, molecular function: structural constituent of ribosome; rRNA binding. Gene Ontology annotation, biological process: translation. Gene Ontology annotation, cellular component: mitochondrial large ribosomal subunit; ribosome.